AUGAUAAGAGCAUGUCUGUUUUCAGGUGGUGGUCCUGCCUGCUGCUUGUGCUAGCCUAUCUCUGCCCUCCAGGUUCAUCGUGUGGCAUUUCAACACACGUAGAAAUAGGACACAGAGCUCUGGAGUUUCUCAGUCUUCAGGCUGGGAGUGUUAACUACAAAGAGCUAUUGCUUGAACACCAGGAUGCAUAUCAGGCCGGUACCGCGUUUCCUGAUUCUUUUUACCCCAGCAUCUGCAAAGGAGGAAAAUAUCAUGACGUGUCUGAGAGCACCCACUGGACUCCGUUUCUUAAUGCAAGCAUUCAUUACAUCCAAGAGAACUACCCGCUUCCAUGGAAGAAGGACACAGAGAAAUUGGUAGCUUUCCUGUUUGGAAUUGCCUCUCACAUGGUGGCAGACAUCAGCUGGCACAGCCUGGGUAUAGAACAAGGGUUCCUUAAGACAAUGGGCGCUAUUGAUUUUCACAACUCCUAUUCUGAAGCUCACUCAGCUGGUGAUUUUGGAGGCGAUGUGCUGAGCCAGUUUGAGUUUAAUUUUAAUUACCUCACACGGCGCUGGUACGUGCCCACCAAAGAUCUACUGGAAAUCUAUAAGAGACUCUAUGGCCGAAAUGUCAUCACCAAAAGUGCAAUUGUUGAUUGUUCAUAUCUUCAGUUCUUGGAAAUGUAUGGUGAGAUGUUAGCUGUUUCUAAGCUCUACCCCGUCUUUUCUAGAAAGUCUCCAUUUUUGGUAGAACAAUUCCAGGAGUAUUUCCUUGGAGGCCUGGAUGAUAUGGCGUUUUGGUCUACUAAUAUUUACCGUGCAAUAAGCUUCAUGUUGGAAAAUGGGACCAGUGACUGCACUCUACCUGAAAACCCUUUGUUCAUAGCAUGUGGCGGCCAGCAAAACAGCACCCACAGCUCAAAAGUGCAGAAAAAUGCUUUUUAUAGAAAUUUGACUACUGUAUCCCCAGUGAAAGAUACUGAAAGAAACAUAAAUUAUACAGAAAGAGGAGUCUUCUUUCAUGUGGAUACGUGGACCCCAAAUUCCAUUGCCUUUAUGUACCAUGCUUUGGAAAGGAACGUACGGAAAAUGUUGACAGAUGGCUCACAGCAAUUGCUUAAGCACAUUUCUAGCCCUGCAGCGUCUUACUUCUUGUCAUUACCGUAUGCCAGACUGGGUUGGGCAAUGGCUUCAGCAGACCUCAACCAGGAUGGGUAUGGUGACCUUGUGGUAGGUGCGCCCGGCUACAGCCGCCCAGGCCACAUUCAGGUCGGGCGUGUGUACCUCAUUUAUGGCAAUGACCUGGGCCUGCCCCCCGUUGACCUGGAUCUAGACAAGGAGGCUCACCAGAUCCUAGAAGGCUUUGAGCCCGCAGGUCGGUUUGGUUCAGCCGUGGCCGUGCUGGACUUCAAUAUGGAUGGCGUGCCUGACCUGGCCGUGGGAGCGCCCUCGGUGGGCUCUGAGCAGCUCACAUACAAAGGAGCAGUGUACAUCUACUUUGGUUCACAACAAGGAAGGAUGUCUUCUCCCCCUAACAUCACCAUCUCUUGCCAGGACACCUACUGUAACCUGGGCUGGACACUCCUGGUCACGGAUGUGAAUGGAGACAGCGAACCUGAUCUGGUGAUUGGGUCUCCCUUCGCACCAGGUGGAGGGAAACAGAAGGGAAUUGUGGCUGCGUUUCAUUCUGGCCCCAGCCAGAACCACAGAGAAAAGCUAAGUGUGGAGGCGGCUAACUGGUUGAUGAGAGGUGAGGAAGACUUUGCCUGGUUUGGAUACUCCCUCCAUAGUGUCAGCGUGAACAACAGGACUUUGCUAUUGGUUGGGAGUCCGACCUGGAAGAAUACCAGCAGUCUAAGCCAUUUAUUCCACAACAAUAAUGAGAAACAAAACCUCGGAAGGGUGUAUGGCUUCUUCCCGCCAGAUUCUCAAAGCUGGUUCACAAUUUCCGGAGACAAGGUGAUGGGGAAACUGGGUACUUCUCUAUCCAGUGGUCAUGUGGUGUUGAACGGCCUCCUGACACAAGUGCUGCUGGUGGGGGCUCCGACUCACGAUGAUGUGUCUAAAAUGGCAUUCCUGACCAUGACCUUGCCCCAGGGCGGAUCCACCCGGAUGUAUGCUAUAACACAGGAUACACAGCCGGCUCUGCUCAGCACCUUCAGUGGGGACCGCCGCUUCUCUCGAUUUGGUGGAGUUCUGCACCUGAGUGACCUGGAUAAUGAUGGCAUAGAUGAAAUCAUCAUAGCAGCCCCAUUGAGGAUAGCAGAUGUAACCUCUGGACUGAUGGGGGGUGAAGACGGCCGUGCGUAUGUAUACAAUGGCAAACACAUCACCCUUGGCGACAUGACAGGCAAAUGCAAGUCAUGGUUCACUCCAUGUCCUGAAGAAAAGGCCCAAUAUGUAUUGGUUUCUCAAGAAGCAAACUCGAGGUUUGGCAGCUCUAUGAUCACUGUGAGGUCAAAGGAAAAGAACCAAGUUGUCAUUGUUGCUGGAAGGAGUUCUUUGGGAGCUCGACUUUCUGGGGCGCUUCACAUCUAUAACCUUGGCUAA
This is a messenger RNA of Chrysochloris asiatica (Cape golden mole), 2531 nucleotides long. It is a transcript of the gene GPLD1, whose product is annotated as glycosylphosphatidylinositol specific phospholipase D1. Gene Ontology annotation, cellular component: extracellular region; extracellular matrix. NCBI's taxonomy places the organism in Eukaryota, Metazoa, Chordata, Mammalia, Afrosoricida, Chrysochloridae. Bases 12 to 2531 code for a protein of 839 amino acids. The record is from RefSeq and is a predicted model, not a curated record. The transcript has 25 exons. Gene Ontology annotation, molecular function: GPI anchor phospholipase D activity.